This is a messenger RNA of Cooperia oncophora, 1413 nucleotides long. NCBI's taxonomy places the organism in Eukaryota, Metazoa, Nematoda, Chromadorea, Rhabditida, Trichostrongylidae. The record is from the annotation of a GenBank genome assembly.
AUGAAGGUCUCCUCUUUUAUGGAGCACAUUGAUAGGCUGAAGGAGGAGUUUACCUUCAUGCACAAUCAACUUCAGCAGCAAAGAAAUGAGUUGGAGAAACUGAAUGCUGAAAAGGAAAACAUGCAGCGUCACUAUAUGUUAUAUUAUGAAUUUCAAUGCGGUAUGAAUAUGGAAAUCCAGAAACAAAGCGAACUUUGUAAACGAUAUACGGCCAUAAUUACACAGCUUCUUCCAUUCCUACCACCUGAACAUGCUCAGCAAGCGAUGAAUGCUAUGGAACGUGCAAAACAGAUAUCUACGCAAGAAGUCGGCCAAUUGAUGCAGUCAAAUGCCCAUACACAACAAAUGGCAGCGAUGAUGCCUGCCAUGGCGGGACUACCUGGUGCGUUAGGAAUGCCACCCGUAGGUUUUCAACAGGCACUAGCAGCAGCAGCAAUGGGAGCAACACAUCGUGUACCUGAGGCUACCUCAUCUGCUGCCCAUUCCGAACGACACGAUCAACCAAGCAGGCAGUCAAGCUCUCGCCCUCGAUCCAUUUCGCCGAACGGUUCGACUUCAAAGCGGAUGAAAGUCGAAGAAGACGCUGAUGGAGAUGGCGAGUUAGAGAUCGAUGUACAGAAUGACGAUGCAGGUGGUGCAGGACAUUCAAAUGGAACAAGCAGCGCCCCACCAUCAUCCCUUAAAGUCCCAAAAGCCGACGGUCGAGAUUCAACGAACAGUGUUGCAUCGAGUGGCGCGAGUACUCCUGGCCCGAAGCCGCGAAAUCCCUUGGAACAAAUGGGUUUACCUGGUGGUGUAUUUGGUAACCUAGGUAUGAAUAUGAAUCCUCUUGCUGCAGCGUUUAGUCGUGGUGGACUGCCGCCCAUAUUUGACCAACAUGCACAGGCUCGGAUGGCAGCUGGCAUGGGUAUCGGCGGUCCUGCUGGUGGACUUCUAAACGGAAAACCGGCCUAUUCCUUCCGCACGGUUGACGGCGGAGUUUUACAACCGACAGUAUUCCCGAGUGAUGCGUUCAAUGCUCCUGGAAUUCCGAAGAGUGUCACGCGAAAGUUUGAGUUACCACAUGGAGAGGUUGUAUGUGCAGUUACUAUAGCGAAAGAUAAUCGAAGUGUAUAUACUGGUGGAAAAGGAUGUGUUAAGGUCUUGAAUACAACUCGUACGGAAAAGUAUCAGUUGCAUCAACACGAAUCAUGUGUCCUAUCGCUAAAGUUUGCUCACUCUGGACGAUGGUUCGUUUCGACGGGGAAGGACAAUGUGUUGAACGCUUGGAGGACUCCUUAUGGUGCAUCGUUGUUACAAGCAAAGGAAUCGUCGUCUGUGCUAUCGUGUGACAUAGCCAGUGACGACUCCCUGAUUGUGACAGGAUCAGGCGAGAAGAAGGCGACCGUCUACGAGGUGACGACGUACACUUGA